Messenger RNA from Aethalodelphis obliquidens (Pacific white-sided dolphin), 2573 nucleotides. RefSeq names its product serum response factor binding protein 1 (gene SRFBP1). NCBI's taxonomy places the organism in Eukaryota, Metazoa, Chordata, Mammalia, Artiodactyla, Delphinidae. The record is from RefSeq and is a predicted model, not a curated record. The coding region runs from base 122 to 1363 and encodes 413 amino acids. Gene Ontology annotation, cellular component: nucleus; 90S preribosome. Gene Ontology annotation, biological process: maturation of SSU-rRNA. The transcript is spliced from 8 exons.
CCUCAAUAACGAGGUGAGCACCGGGGUCUAGAAACCUGUGGGACUGACCUUUAGGGCCCUCAGAACAGCUUUGCUGCGUCAUUUUGAGGGGCCUGGGCGAGGCGGGAGUCAGGUUGUGAAGAUGAGAAAAGAAGUGAAGAGAAUCCGAGUUUUGGUUAUCCGAAAACUUGUCAGGAGUGUUGGCAGACUGAAGUCAAAAAAGGGUACCGAAGAUGCACUGUUGAAAAACCAAAGACGGGCACAACGAUUGCUCGAAGAAAUUCAUGCCAUGAAGGAGUUGAAACCUGAUAUAGUAACUAAAUCUGCUCUUGGUGAUGAUAUCAACUUUGAAAAAAUCUGCAAAAAGCCUGAUUCUACUGCAACUGAAAGAGCAGUUGCCAGACUAGCAGUGCACCCUCUUCUGAAGAAAAAAAUAGAUGUGCUAAAAGCUGCUGUCAAAGCCUUUAAAGAUGCAAGACAAAAUGUUGUUGAAGUUAAGUCAUCAAAGAAUGCUUCAGAAGAAAAUCAUUCCAAGGACACUAUGUGUUCAAAUGAUGAUGCCAGUAAGUUACAGCAUGAAGGAACUAUUAUCAGUGAGCAAGAAGAGAAAGAAGCCAAAAUAUUGGCAAAGAAACCAAUAAAUAAUUCAAAAGAAAAAAUAGCCAAGAUGGAGCAUGGACCCAAAACAGUGGACAUUCCAAAUUCUCUAUCAAAGCCUUCUGAAAAAGAUUCUGCAGUACCCUCUGAACCCCAGAAGACACCUACUGACCCCAAAAUGAAAACAUUUAGUCAAACCAAAAAAGAGAAAGAGUCCAGUAGCUCACUUGGUGUUAACAGUGAUGGAGAAGAAUUACAUGAAGAAGAGAAGGAAUAUUUUGAUGAUAGCACAGAAGAAAGGUUUUACCAACAGUCUUCCAUGUCUGAGGAUAGUGAUAGUGGUGAUGACUUCUUCAUUGGGAAAGUCAAACGGACACGGAAGAAGGAAAGUAGUUGUCAUUUUUCAGUUAAGGAACAAAACCCCCCCAAAAAAUUGUUGCCUGAAGAAGAUAUACUUGAAACCCAUCAGGAUAUGAGAAGUGAUAAAAACAAGCCACGUACAGAAGCAAGGAAGUUUGAAUCAGUGUUUUUCCAUUCUUUAUCUGGAUCUAAAAGCUCUGGAAGAAAUUACAGAGAACAGGCUCCAAGAAGCAAAACCCCAGAUUUUCAGCAAAUUGAACCUCAGAUCAAUAAUCAGUUUAAUAAGAGUGCACGAAGAGGACCUGAAAAUACAAAACAGAAAUCACAGCUGCCUCUUCAUCCUUCAUGGGAAGCAAGCCGGAGGCGAAAAGAACAGCAAUCCAAAAUUGCUGUGUUUCAGGGGAAAAAAAUUACCUUUGAGGAUUGAUUAGUACUAUUUUUUUGUGAACUUCUCUAUCGAAAAUUUGUUUUUCUUUUUUUAACCUUUUUUUUUUAACCAGCCCAUUAUUUAAAUAUGUAUUUGAAUAAGUCUCUUUGAAUGGGUUAUAGAAAUGAGUUUGGUUUUGUCUUUUUUUUUUAAGUGUGUUCAAGUUAUGUUUAAGCUUCCACAAAUAAAGUGCAUACUUAAAUUAAUUUUAAAUAUGUCAAGACUAUUCCCUCUAUAAAAGAAUAUUGAGAUAUGGGCUGUCCCAGAUUUUCUCAUUUGUGCUAAUCAUGAAGUAUAUUUCACUAGUUUAGCUCUGUUUCUUUACUUUUAAAAUAAUAAUGGAAAAAUAUGAGGAAAUUGUAGCUAUCUAAAAUAGAUCAUUUUUGCUGAAAAUUGCUCUUAGCAAAACUAAGGUGGUAACUUUUAUUAUGGGUAUACAGAUAAUAAGUUAUAUAAGUAAAUAUUAACUUUUGUUAUAGUUUUAAUUAUUUGUAAUUUUUUAGUUUUUAACUGUUUUAAAACAGGUUCCCAGGAAAAUUUUGGAUUUCUGAAUUAUGCUUCACUUAGUUGAACAACAUUCAUGUUUAAAUGUAGCAACACAACCAAAAAUGCAUUUUGUAUUUUACUGCAUAUAAAAUUUCUGUCAAAUCAAGAAUGUGUAAUAUCUUGACCAUGUGUUCUUAUUUUUUUUUCAGGCAGGGCUUUAUUGGGGUCCCUGCAGCAGCAGGGGGCAGUGAGAACCAACAACAGGUUCCCUUGCUUGCUCUCUCCCAUGUGUUCUUAUAGAAACAGUUUUUGAGGAAUCAUAGAUUGGAAUUUGUAAGAACAAAUUCUGAAGGAGAUGUGAUUGAAGGAGGAUUUGUACUGAUAGCUGAGCAGAGGUUAUGAGAUAACUCACUGAAGAAGGGACUGUUUUAUACUUCAUAGUACUGUUAUUUAAAAGGAAAACAGGAUUUUAAAAAUCCCUUCAAAUAUUUCACUUUUUGCUGCUCUGAGAAAUUAAGGUUCUUGGUUAACUAAGUAACACUAACUAAAUUCUGUUUUCUAUGCAUUGGUGCUGUUAAUGACAGAAAAAAACCUUCUGGUUAACAGGAAUUCAGAAGCUCUGGAAAGUCAUUUUUAUCUUUUUCAAGAGCUUAAGAAUUUAGAUAACUAGAGCAAUAGAAUUCAAGAGAUCAUAGAGAAAGAAAAUUAUUUUUGCUGUAUUAAA